AUGUCUAAACAGUGGGCUGACAAUAAAGACGGUGCUUUUAGAAGACAAAUGAGUUCUUUUCGAGAAAUGAUCUCACCAGAUCAUCCAAUCUAUAAGCCCGCUACCGGUAGAUACUGGUUGUAUGUCUCUUUAGCAUGUCCAUGGGCUCACAGAACCUUAAUUACAAGAGUCUUAAAGGGAUUGACAUCUGUUAUUGGUGUUUCUGUUGUACACUGGCACUUAGAUGAAAAAGGUUGGAGACUAGCACCUACGCCAAUUGAUCAAACUGUCGAUCAAUCUCAAUUUUAUACACCAGCUGGUGGAAUCGUCACAACAAAAAAUGACAUUAGCUGUCAUGUAGGCACAAUCCCCAACAAUUCACAAAGGUCAAACAUUGACUCAAACUUUGAUCCAAUUAAUGGCUUCACUAGAUUAUCAGAGUUAUACUAUAAGAGUGAUCCAAAUUAUAAAGCCCGUUUCACUGUUCCUGUGCUAUGGGAUACUCAAACAAACACAAUUGUCAACAACGAAAGUUCUUUAAUCAUAAGAAUACUUGAUUCUGGCGUAUUUGAGGAAUUUGUUCCAGAAGGAGAAAAAUCUAAAAUACCAAAAUUGGUUCCAAAAAAUUUAGAGACCGAGAUUAAUGACUUUAAUGCUUGGGUCUAUAAUAAUGUUAACAAUGGUGUAUAUAAAGCUGGUUUUGCAGAAAACCCAGAAAUUUAUGAAAGGCAAGUUAUCGAUGUUUUCACCCAUUUGGAUAAGAUUGAAAAUAUCUUAGAGAAAAAGUAUACACAGCUGAUUGAAAAAAAAUCUAAUGACACAGAGAAAGUCUUAUCUGAUUUUUUUACCGUUGGUAAUCAGUUAACUGAAGCUGAUGUCAGAUUAUACACCACUAUUGUAAGAUUUGAUCCAGUCUACGUACAACAUUUCAAAUGCAAUUUAACUACCAUCCGAGACGGAUACCCAAUGAUUCAUUUAUGGCUAAGGAACUUAUAUUGGAAUUAUCCUGCAUUCAAAGAUACUACCAAUUUUGAACACAUUAAGUUACAUUACACUCGUUCACACACUAGAAUAAAUCCACUGGGCAUCACCCCUUUAGGUCCUAUGCCAGCUAUCAAACCUUUAUAA
Messenger RNA from Arxiozyma heterogenica, 1107 nucleotides. It is a transcript of the gene ECM4, whose product is annotated as S-glutathionyl-(chloro)hydroquinone reductase. Gene Ontology annotation, molecular function: glutathione transferase activity. The transcript has a single exon. The coding region runs from base 1 to 1107 and encodes 368 amino acids. Lineage: Eukaryota; Fungi; Ascomycota; Saccharomycetes; Saccharomycetales; Saccharomycetaceae. Gene Ontology annotation, cellular component: cytoplasm. The record is from RefSeq and is a predicted model, not a curated record.